AGAUCUCCAGAUAAGCCAUAUACAGCUACUGCUCAGGCCACUGUCAACCCACUGCUGCUUAUCAUCAUUAUACUGCUGCUCUCGUUGGUAUAAAAGCUCCUCUUUCUCUUUACUAGAUCCGCAUUCAUUUGACUAUGUGCAAGGGAUUAGCCACGCUUCCUGCGACCUGCCUGAAAAGUGCCAAAGACAUCAAGCACAAGAUAGGCUUCUUACUGCAGAAGCCCGAGCCCCAGACAGUCAGCCAGAAGCAGACCAACAAGGAGACUAAGAGAGAGGUCUCGGCUGCGGAGUUGGAGAAAUGGAAGAAGUCCUUUACCGAUCUCAUGAACAGUGAGGAUGGUCGCCAGGUCUUCACGAACUUCCUGAGGUCAGAGUUCAGCGAGGAGAACAUAGAGUUCCUCAACGCCUGCAAGGAGUUCAAGCAGUUGUCCCCUGCAAAGAUGGCUGCCAAGGCCAAGCUUAUCUUUGUCAAAUACGUUGAGACGGACUCACCCAAACAGGGUUUCUGCCCAACACCACCACUCAACCCUGCCCCCCGCAGGUCAACCUGGAUGCAGCCACACGUGAGGGGACCCGGCAGAACCUGGAGACUGGGAGCCCGUCGGCCUCAAGCUUCGACGAGGCCCAGCGCCUGAUCCACAUCCUGCUGGAGAAGGACUCCUACAGACGCUUCCUCCAGUCCAGAGCCAUGCAGGACCUGAGCCUCCGCUCUGAAAGCCGCAGUACAGGGACCCAGCAGCGGCAGCAGAAGACUGCUGGAGCCUAGAGAGGACCAAAAACACUAAAAGAAUGAAAUAAUUAAAGAAAAUAUUGAAUUAAAUUAAAUGGAGAAAAUAUAGAAUGUUAUGUAAGUUAUAUGGGAUCAGGUUGGCAGCUAGUGUAGAAACACGAGUGUGAGUGUUUAUAUGAGUGUUGUGUGUGUGUGUGUGUGUGUGUGUGUGUCUCUGUGUGUGUGUGUGUGUGUGUGUGUGUGUGUGUGUGUGUGUGUGUGUGUGUGUGUGUGUGUGUGUGUGUGUGUGUGUGUGUGUGUGUGUGUGUGUGUGUGUGUGUGUGUUUGUGUGUGUAAUAUAUAUCUUAUCUAUAGCCAGUGUGUUUGGUAAAUGUAGGUUUGUAGUUCAGCCAAUAGCAAAGGGAACAAUAUAUGUGAAAGUGUUUUACUUUAGUUUAGUUAGAAUUUGAGUCCCCAACCCUAACCCUUAUUUAUAGUAGUAAUUAUUCCCUCAUGCAACGAGGGGAUUAAACAUUUGUUACAUUCAGGCUACAUCCAUCCAAAUAUGUGGCCAAUAUGUUAUAUGUAAAAACAGAAAAGAAAAAAGGAUGGUGCCCUAUGAGGCUGACUUGUGUUGUUAUAAAACUUUGUUUGAACACAGCCAAGUAUACAAGCUGUUCCCAAAAAACGAUUGAGCAUGUUGUAUUGAUUGAUAAAACAACAAACAUUACCAACAAACAGCACAACAGAACAACCCAAGUCUACCUCUGUCUAAGUGACAUGGAUGGAAAAUGCAUGUGCACCACAUGCAUGUGCACGUGAACAUAAACACAGACGUAAAGGUGCACGCAGAGAAGAAAAUCGAGGAAAAUUUUUCAUCAAAGGUUUUUGCACAAACUUCAACAAUUUCACUUUUAAUACUUUAUAUGGUGUAUUUGAAUACAGCAUAGAGAUGUUGAUAAAGCAAAGUGAAGAAAAACAUGCCAUAAUCAUGUCAGACAUUAUUAUGAACCUGAAAUGCAAUUUCUGUAGUCUCAGCAGUGUACUGUCAAACCUGUGUGUAUUAUCUCACAGGUGUAGCGAUCUGCUGUUCAUAAUAAUGUGAAUGUAACCAAGAUUGAAUAAAGAUUUACUUUGGGGCCACCUGAA
Molecule: messenger RNA, 1858 nt
Organism: Gadus morhua (Atlantic cod)
Lineage: Eukaryota; Metazoa; Chordata; Actinopteri; Gadiformes; Gadidae
Gene: rgs4
Product: regulator of G protein signaling 4
Exons: 5
Coding region: 135-635 (166 amino acids)
Source: RefSeq, a predicted model, not a curated record